AUGGCAGAGGUGGGAGUCAGAAUAGCCCAAGAUCAGAACAUUGCAACAGUGUGGUUGUUAUCCAGUUUGGGAGCGUCCCACUCAGUGAAUGUGAAGAAAAGAGAGAUAGUCAAAGUUUCCAUUCCUCAUGCUUGCCAAAUAUUAGCAUCUGGGCAAGUAUCGAUGCCUUUACGCCAUACUGGACAGUUGUUAUACGGUGUCACAGUGUGCUAUGAACGGAAGACUGGAUUCAUUUUAGCAGAUGUUACCAGCUUGAGAGACGCAUUGCAAAGACAAUGGAUAGGUUUGAAACCUCUGGGGAAAAGUACUGGUGGUUCCGGUGGUCAUAACAAAACAAAAAUGGUACAGAACCAAGUCAUCACUGAAACUGGUGAUAAUUUCUUGCAGGAUGAUCCAAAUUUUGAUAUGAUGAUGCAAUUGAAGAUGGACAACAAUUUGGAUUUCCUCCUUAACGGAAAUAAUAAUACAAAUGACAGACAAAUUUUGACCAAUUCAACAAGGGCUCCAGUACUUGCCGAUAAGCAGGCAAUCAGGCAGGACGACAUGUGGAGAGAAAUGGAAAUUGGUAACGAGCCGUAUUUGAAUGCAAGAUCAAGAGGUAAUACGGUAAAUAGUGGUCAUGAUUUUCAUAUUAAUGGUGAUGCUGACGAAUAUGAGGAUGAUGAUUUGGCUCCCAUUGACGUAGAAUUGAAUUUCAGACUCGACGAAGUAUUAACUGACAAUGAAGCAGAGACCGCUAAUUUAAGUUCAGUGCACAGUGACCUUGGUCUGAAUUACGAUAACGAUGCGACUCAUGGAAUAGAUCUUGGUAUGCCAGUGCUUGAUGAAACAGAAACUUCUAAUCCACAUUUGCAACAAAUGAAAAGAAGAUUAGGUCUCGACAAUGAAGAUGAAGAUGAAGACGGGAAUACAUUAAACGAAGUAGAAGUAAACGCCAAAAGCACAAAAAAUAAAAAGCGAAGAACGGUGGCUAAUUGGUUCCAAAAGAUCAAGGUUGAUAGUACGAUUGGCUUAUUAACAGAUACAUUGCGCUACAAUCAUGAAAAUUACAAGGACAUUAUGAGAGAUUUACAUGCCCGUAGAUCGUCAAAAUCAAAACCUAUGAUCUCUGACUGGAAAGAAUUGUUUACUGAUGAAGAUCGGCCAAGGCAGAUGCUAAAUUUUUACUCUGAACUCUUCCAACCAUUGAGCUCUAUCAAUUUUCCGCAAGGUAGAAGAGGAAGAGUAAUGCACUCUGCAGGAGAUACGUCUAGAUCUAGCAGCGUUUUGAGUUUAGAACAUGGAAGAAGAAUGGACUUUUCGAACGUAUCCAGUAGUGGUGAUUCCAACAGGAUUCAUCUUCACAACUUACCUGAACAAAUAAACGAGUAUCCUGAGUAUAUGGACAUGCCAAUGGAUGAUCCCCAAUUUAUGGAACUUGAUAUCCCUCCCUCAAGUUUUGGUAGAAGCACAAACAGAAACUAUACUGCCAAUUCAGACAAUCUCGAAAACUUAAGAGGAUAUCCAAAUCGAAGAAGAGGAGCGAUAAGAGGAGACAGCGGUUCUGCGGACUACCUUUCAGGAUCAGAUUCAAUUCCACAGACAUUUAAUGAAAAUCAACAGCAGCUUAUCGUGCAUGAUAAGCAGACAGAAAAAUUCUUUCAAUAUAUUGUUGAGAGAGGACAACACAUAGGUAAAAGAACUGCCGCUUUCCCAGGUUAUUCCAGAAAAUUCCUUUUUGAAGAUAUUAUCCCAAGUAAGUUAAGUCAGGAAGAAGAUGAAGAGAUUAUACCUGUUACUAAAAGAAUUGCCUGUAAUGCCUUUUUGUCGCUUUUACAAUUGGCUACUUCGAGCAAGUUGAAAAUUGAUCUUUAUAAUGUAGAGCCUGAAAAGGUGUUCAGGGUACUAAAUGGAGAUGAUAUCAUUGUAUAUUGCUAA
This is a messenger RNA of Kluyveromyces lactis, 1917 nucleotides long. It is a transcript of the gene REC8, whose product is annotated as Rec8p. The transcript has a single exon. Gene Ontology annotation, molecular function: protein binding. NCBI's taxonomy places the organism in Eukaryota, Fungi, Ascomycota, Saccharomycetes, Saccharomycetales, Saccharomycetaceae. Bases 1 to 1917 code for a protein of 638 amino acids. The record is from RefSeq and is a predicted model, not a curated record.